Messenger RNA from Exophiala bonariae, 618 nucleotides. RefSeq lists its product as uncharacterized. Lineage: Eukaryota; Fungi; Ascomycota; Eurotiomycetes; Chaetothyriales; Herpotrichiellaceae. Gene Ontology annotation, cellular component: mitochondrion. Gene Ontology annotation, biological process: mitochondrial respiratory chain complex II assembly. The transcript has a single exon. The record is from RefSeq and is a predicted model, not a curated record. Bases 1 to 618 code for a protein of 205 amino acids.
AUGACUCUGCACAUCCGGCCUCUGCGAUCACUGAGCGCGGCUCCACGAGCCCAUCUGUUCACCACUAGAUAUCCACCCAGCAUCGCCUCUCGGACCUUGAGCUCGAGAAGUCCUCUACGGAAGCGCGACGACGACAGCGCCGACAGCAAAACCAGUUCUCCCGCUUCAUCACCGGAUCCCUUCGCAUCCUUCAGCUCCUUCCGCAGCGGUCCCGCUCCUCCACGCCUCCCCAAAGAAGACCAAGAAAUAUUUGAAUCCCUGCAGCGGGCGUCGACCGGCGCAUUCUCCACGCCACGAGCAACGCCACAGAUAAACCAGUCACCUAAUUCUUCGCCGGUUGAGGCACAAGACGCACAGGCUGUCGUAGAUGCGAGGGUCGAGAAGAUCGCCUCGGAGGGCGAGUCUGGGCAGUCUACGUUCAAAGAUAAAUACGAUCGAACCAUUGAGGCGAGAGGCAAGGGCGAGGAGCUACAUCCUGAUGUUGUGCGACGUGCGCAACCCGAGUUUGAAGGUGAUGUGAACCCGAAGACGGGCGAGGUUGGAGGCCCGAAGAACGAGCCCUUGAGAUGGGGUCCGACGAGCGAGUGGACAUAUAAUGGGCGAGCUACGGACUUUUAG